CCAUGAUGGCAGCCUCUAAAUGCUAGAGUUCACAUAUGGGGUGUCACCACUAACUAAUCAGGAGGUCUUAGACACAGGUUCAAAUGACUGGCUAGGGUCUUGGACAUGGGGAAAAGGCCUUUUAGGUGGUGGAAGUAUUCAUAGCAAAAAGGUUCCACAUUUUCCAAACACACAAUCACAGUCAAACAACCCUGCAUUUUCUUUCUGCUAUUCUGCAUUACUCAAUAUCUUAAGAGCACAAAAGCGAAGGAGGCAUAAUCAACAGCAUUUCCAAGCCAGACUGCUAAGAAACACUACUUACUGGGCAUUAUUCAGAUUUUUAGUAGUG
Molecule: messenger RNA, 328 nt
Organism: Linum tenue
Lineage: Eukaryota; Viridiplantae; Streptophyta; Magnoliopsida; Malpighiales; Linaceae
Source: the annotation of a GenBank genome assembly